UUGCUCCUGCGCCGCGAGGGCAACCAUGGUGAACGUACCGAAGACCCGCAGGACCUACUGCAAGAAAUGCAAGAAGCACCAGCCACAUAAAGUGACCCAGUACAAGAAGGGCAAAGACUCUCUGUACGCACAGGGAAAGAGGCGUUACGACAGAAAGCAGAGUGGUUAUGGAGGACAGACGAAGCCUAUUUUCAGGAAAAAGGCUAAAACCACAAAGAAGAUCGUGCUGAGGCUGGAGUGCGUGGAGCCCAACUGCCGCUCAAAGAGGAUGUUGGCCAUUAAGAGAUGCAAACACUUUGAGUUGGGUGGAGACAAGAAGAGAAAGGGCCAGGUCAUCCAGUUCUGAGCUGGGCCAAAUGCUUCUGUUGUGGUUUACCAUCACUGUCAGUAAAACGUUGUAUACAAUUA
Molecule: messenger RNA, 408 nt
Organism: Onychostoma macrolepis
Lineage: Eukaryota; Metazoa; Chordata; Actinopteri; Cypriniformes; Cyprinidae
Gene: rpl36a
Product: ribosomal protein L36A
Exons: 5
Coding region: 26-346 (106 amino acids)
Biological process (GO): translation
Cellular component (GO): cytosolic large ribosomal subunit; ribosome
Molecular function (GO): structural constituent of ribosome
Source: RefSeq, a predicted model, not a curated record